CUGGUCGUAGUUGGUUUUCGGCCCCGCCGGGGAUUCCGCUCUGGUCGGACAAGGUCGGACAACGGAAAUCCAUUUGUACGAAUACGACUCGGACAGACUCUUGAGUGGAUUUUCCCAACAAAAAUACAAAAUCACAUGUGAUGAAGCUGAGAAUACGACUAGACGAGGUGACAGCUAUGUGAUCGGAAUGGGAAGGCGCAAGACGAUCGGAACGUGUUUGGAAUCCCAAGUCUGUGAUACUGCAGCUUUUAUCAACUUCACUUUCGCAUAUUCAGACGCAAAUCCUCAUAGUCAACACCAGUUAUCAAGACGUGGGUGUAUAAAGGGAAAUGCCAUCCUCCACAACCGCAAGCGAUGGUCUUAGUCACCGCCGUGGCUCGACCACCACAACCCUCCUCCCAACCGGCGAUGACAUGGAACCCAAAGUUCUCGCAGUAAAAGAAGGCCACCACAUCCGUUUAUUAACCUGGGACAACCUGCCCGCAUGGCAGCGCGACAACACCUUCAUCCUGACGGGAUACCGGCGAGCGUCCUCGUCGUAUCGCGCCUCCCUCGCCAGCCUGACCUAUCUGCACAACGAGACGGUUAAUAUCUGGUCGCACCUCCUCGGCGCGCUGUUCUUCCUCCUCGUCGGCGCGGCGGGGGCCUACGCCGCCGUCUUCCUCGAGCAUGAGAUCGCCCCGCGCUACGCCACAGCUUCGCUCGCCGAUGUGCUGGUUUUCGCCUGCUUCUUCGCCGGCGCUGUCGCCUGUCUUGGCAUGAGUGCUACUUACCAUGCUCUCAGCAACCAUUCCCGCGCCGUUGCGCGCUGGGGGAAUAAGCUCGACUAUGCCGGCAUCGUGGUGCUUAUUGUUGGGAGUUACGUUCCAGCUUUGUAUUACGGGUUUUGGUGCCAUCCGGAGUUGAUGACUAUGUAUCAGUCUACUAUCACUCUCCUCGGUUUCGGCUGCGGAAUGACCGCAUGGCUAGAGCGUUUCCGCACACCACCCUGGCGACCUCUCCGCGCGGCCAUGUUCGUCGGCCUCGGCCUCUCGGGCAUCGUCCCUGUGUUGCACGGCUUGAAGUUGUACGGCCGCGAGGCGCUCGAGCGUCGCAUGAGCCUCAGCUGGGUCGUCGGUCACGGGGCGCUGUACGUGACCGGCGCAUUCAUCUACGCCGUGCGUUGGCCCGAGAGGAGUUUCCCUCGGAGGUUCGACAUUUGGGGCAGCUCGCACCAGAUUUUCCACUUUUUCGUCGUUGCGGCGGCCGCCACCCACUUUGUGGGCAUGGGCAAAGCGUUUGAUUAUCACCAUGGAGGUAUGGCUGCUGAGUGUUGAGACGUGAGACGGGCCGAAGGAUAGGUCCUGGGUUUGUCCUUGAGUUGUACACAAAAGGGCACCAGCGCAUCAAUAGAAAUCGACCAGUGAUUUCUAACCAAACGAUAUAUCAUAUUCCAUAGGCAUCAGUUGUUGUUGUUGUUGUUGUUGUUGUUGCUGUCCCAUAUUGCUAAGCCUGAGAAUCCCGAGAAUCCCGACUCCUGCGCCGCGCAAUAAGCACGCUCGCCUCGCGUGGCCCGCUUUCGCCCCUGGGCCUUUCUUGACGCCCGGGUCGAUGCCAUCAUCUCAUCUCUACUGCGUGUCGCAUCGCAUGCUGUAUUCCGUCUUCCGAAGACCUCUAUUUCUUGCCG
This is a messenger RNA of Sodiomyces alkalinus F11, 1666 nucleotides long. Its product is annotated as HlyIII-domain-containing protein. The transcript has 2 exons. The record is from RefSeq and is a predicted model, not a curated record. Gene Ontology annotation, cellular component: membrane. NCBI's taxonomy places the organism in Eukaryota, Fungi, Ascomycota, Sordariomycetes, Glomerellales, Plectosphaerellaceae. Gene Ontology annotation, molecular function: signaling receptor activity. The coding region runs from base 330 to 1316 and encodes 328 amino acids.